Laetiporus sulphureus 93-53 is the source of this 726-nucleotide messenger RNA. RefSeq lists its product as uncharacterized. The coding region runs from base 158 to 679 and encodes 173 amino acids. Lineage: Eukaryota; Fungi; Basidiomycota; Agaricomycetes; Polyporales; Laetiporaceae. The record is from RefSeq and is a predicted model, not a curated record. The transcript is spliced from 2 exons.
UUACUUACGAUUGCCUCGGGCGUCUGUGAUCGCGCCGGAACACGACGCGGUCGCGACGCGUUUCAUUCGUGCUCUUCGACCAAAAUAUGUGUCUCUGCGUCGGUGGUCGUCUCUAUUAGUCUCUAUUUCGACUUCGCAAAUCUUGCAGGCUCUCGUCAUGCCGCCAGGGUCGGUCUUUAACUGGUAUUGCGUCGCGCACUCUGUGGCAGACAUCCUCGCCAAUGCAGCGAGGAUUCGAGCGACGCAGCUCGCCUCUGUGGCUAGGCCGGUAGCAGACAGGAACGAUGUGGACCCGGAGAAAGCGAAGCAGGCUGCGAAGAGGACCGUACAAGUGGGCGCGGCGAGCCCGAGCUUGCCCACCGAGAGCUUGAGAGACGAAGCUCCCUCUGCACCUGCUGCUGUCGCCCCGGCUGUAACCAUUGCAUCUGGCCAGAUCAUCCACACGCCUGAACAUGAGCCUGUGCGAAUUGUCCAGUCAAUCUCUGCAAAUGAUGUCAAAUUAUCGCACAUUACAACGGGAGACUUCCCCGCAGCUUCACCAGAUCAAAUCACAACACCAGAAGCCCCACCUGGCGUAGCCAAAAGCAUCAGACAAGGAACGACGUCGGAUGGCGUCUCGCACGAAGCGUCGCCGAUGACUGGAAUGGCUGGGCCUUCUGUUCCUACUGUGGCAGCCUAGUGUUGCAAGAAUCGCUCCCGUGCGCAAACUGCAGUCUUCCAAGGUGC